ACUCCAGUGUGUACCUACUGCAAACAAUUUCAUAUGGAUGGAAAGUCAUGGCUUUUGACUUCAUCAACAUUACCAAUAUUUCUGCAAGGGAUCAUAUGGGCAAAGAGCCUUUAAAAUGGCCAUUGCCACAAGGCAUAAUGCUGAAAUCAUCUCAUCACCCUAACAUCCCAUCAUCUCUACCAGUAUAAAUCUCAUAGCAGCACUGGUUAUGGAAUACCGACCUAUUCCUGACUUUCAGCCUCAUCUAAAUUCUCUUCCAUACCAAGCAGAGAGUGACACCAUGCGGAUUCCCAGCUCAGAAAAUACAGAAGCUGUAACUAAUGUCCUGAAAGACAAGCCUUAUGCUGCCAAACAUCAUAUUGCUGUCUGUAAACAGGAGAGCCUGUCAUUCAUAGAACUGCCUCACCUUUGGGUUAAUGGCCAGAUGGAUUAUACUUCAUUUCAUGAUCCUGUAGAUGGGCAAGGAUUCAAUAAAAUCAAUGGGAAGGACACAUUAAUCACUACAUGUUGGAAUAAACCAAAAGAGAGUACAGAGAAGCCAGACCAUACAUUUAAAAUGUUAUCUUUAACUAUGGAUAGGCAGUUUCCAGAGGGGGAAAAAACUUGUGAUUUCAAUGCUUCUAGUGGGAGUGGCACAUGCAGUAAAGUGGAAGAUGUGAUGCUGCAAGGGAUUGUGGGUACACCUGCUCUUGAAAGCAAGCAGACAGUCAGCAAGGCUGACAGCUGGUCUUGUGAGACUUGUGCAAAUGAACCUGAAUUAUUUUCUUCUACAAAAAGUGACUCUUCAGUCUGUGAAUUUCUUGUAAGGCCCAGAAGUCCAGAGCAGGAAGGCAGACAGAGACGGAGUUCACAGGGAUUGGAUAAAGAGAAAUUGACAUGGAGGAAGAUGAAGGUGUACUCUCCUGAGAGCCUGAGUGAUGAAUCAUUAAGCAGCCCGAGUCUGGAAUGUGAAAACAUUUUCUCAGCUGCUGUGUUUUAUGAUGACUUAAAAAGCAGUGACUUAUUAGAUGAUGAUUGUGAUGAUGAUGGUGGUGAUGAUGAGCAUACACUGGAGGAAACAAAACUCUCCAAAGAGAAGGUCUUACCUGAAGCUACAAAUGUAGCAGAAAUCUCAGAACUCUUGGGUACGGAGGCAGCUAGUCAGAACUACAAAGGAGUGGAGCAGGAGAGGAGGAGAUUUUCUGCCUCAGAGCUCAUCAACAAGUUGCAACUUACACAAAGGCGCACCAAUUUUUCCUUAAAGCUGGGCAAGUCUUUGUCUACAAAAAUUACUGCAAAGGAAAAAGGAACACACCUGAACCAGGAGGGCAGACGUGCUCGAAGAGAAAGGAGUUUCACUGUUGCUACUGCAGAAGGCACUGCGUCAGUUCUGAGCUUACAGCAUCCACCAAUAGUUCCAUCAGCUGAACAAGUAAGCGUAAGGCUGAGGCAUGAAUCACUGGAUGACAACUCAUGCAGUUCAUGUAUAAAGUAUGAAAGAAGACAGUCACGAUUUCUACCAAACUCUGUCUUGUACCAGGAGUACAGUGAUGCUGCAAUUGAUCGAGAGAUCCAGCGACAAAAAUGGGAAGGUACUGUUGUAGAAGAGGAUGAGAUUGUUCCAUCCAAAAGCAAUCUCUCUCCAACAAAUUCAUUUCGAUCCCAACGUUCCUCAAGGGGUUCAGCCUUCUCACUCUGGCAGGACAUUCCUGAUGUCCGGAGCAGUGGACUGCUAGAUAUCAUCAGUAACCAAGAUCGUAAACUUCAGGAGGCCAAGUUUGAACUGAUCACAUCAGAGGCAUCAUAUAUCCGAAGUCUCUCCAUAGCAGUUGAACACUUCAUGAAUUCAAAAGAACUAAAUGAUUGUCUUGGCACUCAAGAAAAACAGUGGCUGUUCUCCAAACUCCCAGAUGUGAAGGAUGUCAGUGAAAGGUUCCUCCAAGAUUUAGAAGACAGACUUGAGAGUGACAUUCUUCGCUUUGAUGUCUGUGACAUUGUGUUAUCCCACUGCCCUGAGUUUCGAAGAGUGUACUUGCCUUAUGUCACAAACCAGGCUUACCAGGAGCAAACAUAUCAGAAGCUGCUACAGGAAAAUACCAAGUUUCCAAGUGUUCUGGCAAAACUUGAGGAAGAUCAGGUGUGCCAGCGCCUGCCACUUACUUCCUUUCUAAUCCUUCCUUUCCAAAGGAUAACACGGUUAAAGAUGCUGGUAGAGAACAUUCUUAAGCAAACAACACAAGGGUCUCGUGAUGAAGAUACAGCCACAAAGGCAUUUAAUGAGCUGAAAAAGAUCAUAAAAGAAUGUAACGCCAGUGUCCAGUCAAUGAAGAGAACAGAAGAGCUAAUACGCCUCAAUAACAAGAUUCAUUUUGAAAGUAAGAUAUUUCCAUUAAUCUCACAAUCACGCUGGCUUGUGAAACAUGGUGAGCUGACUGAGGUGGAUACUCAGUCAAUGAAUGUCUCUGGGUCAAAGUUCAAGCUCUCAACAAGAAUGGUUUACCUUCAUCUCUUUAAUGACUGCCUCCUCCUUUCCAGAAAGAAAGAAACUGGAAAGUUUGCUGUUUUUGUACACGCUAAAAUCCAAGACCUAAAAGUGAAGGAUUUAAGUGUGAAGCUCCAUGGAAUGGCAGGCCACAUCUUUCAUCUUCAGCUUUUUGAGAACCAGCAGCUCAAGUACCAAAUUUUGCUUAAAGCUCUGACUGAAAGUGAAAAGCAGCGCUGGAUCAGUGCAAUGUUUCCAUCCUGUGCAGAACCUGCUGCACUCCAGAUGUCUGAAUCUGAUGAUGCUCCACAGGUUCAGUGUAUAAAGGCUUACAAGGCUCAAGAACAUGAUGAGCUGACCCUUGAGAAAGCAGACAUAAUGGAAGUAAGGGCAAAGACAUCUGAUGGUUGGAUUGAGGGUAUUCGAUUAUCAGAUGGAGAGAGUGGCUGGUUCCCUAAGCAAAAUGUGGAAGAAAUUGUGAGUCGUAAUGCCCGGCUACGCAACUUACGUGAAAAUAACCGUAUCAAAUGUGCUACCCAGAAGUUGGAAGAAGAGCAUCUUUGAAUCCAAGAAAACACUUUCUUGUUUCAAACGUGAAGAAUGAGUGUUGCAUACUUGGCUGUGCUGACAUAUUGCAUCCUGUGUCAAAAGUCUGCAUUGCGGCCAUCAAGAUGCCAGUAUAAUGUCAGCUGACUUUUCAACUGCAGCAUUUCAAAGGGGCCAUAUCAAGUGAUCAUUUGUAAAACAAGGCAAUGUUUUGGUAUGAAAGGGAUGUAAAGCACAAUACAAGUUGAAGGCCCACACUGGAGAUGCAUUUGUUGUAUGAGGCUGAGUACCUCAGCGUAACUGCUAACAAUGGUUAUUAAACAAGAAACAAUCAUUAUUUAUCAAUAAAAAGUCACUGAAAACAGCUUCAUGAAUCAGGAGGGAAGUGACCAUAUUUCUUUUAUCCAAAUCAGUUCUAGCAUUGGAUACAGCUCCAAUGAGUCAGAAAAGCCAAUCAGUUACCAUUUGGGAGCAUCAAGCAUCUUUCCUUAUUACACAUGACAUUCAGCUCAAAACUCUUGGCAGAAUCACCAGGCAGUUAGCUAGUUUAAAGAUCCAUUUCUCAUGCAAAUCAUGAAAAGCCAUUACAAAGGAUGGUACUUCAGCAGCUUUGCCAUGUGUUCUCACCUGGGUAGCCGUUGGUCCUAGCCCUCAAUUCACCAUGGUAGAGAUGUGGGGAGUGGACACAGAAUGAGCAAACAGUAUUCGCCAUGAGGCUGCAUAGUUAAUCGUGGAUUUGAUUUGCAGGAUGCUACUGAAAUGUUAUUUUCUGGAUGUCGGCUUUUGUAAACUAUUCCAGCCUUGGGGAAGAGUUGUACUGUUUUGCAUGACAUAAAUAAGUUUUAUAUUAAUGGUUAGCAGAUACAACCUAACCUAUUCUCACUACUGUAUUUCAGAGUUGAAUGUAAUACUCACACACGUAAAACUUAUGUUUAAAUAACUUAUUAAGCAUUAUGUAUUUAUUCAUUUUUAUAUGUUCUGCCCUGCAAAACAAGGCAGAGUGGAUAUUAUUUUUGGCCAGAAGAGGCAGGUUUUAAAACUAAAGUUUAGUCAGAAUGCUACCAGUAUCUGAAUAGAAUAUAUUCUGAUAUGUUUGAUUAUAUAAACUUAAUUAUUUCUCUACCAUAAGAAAAUAAUGACCCGUUUUAAAUUAUUUAGAACAGUAAAAUUUACAAGCACAGAAAAUAUGGGAAUACUAGAACUGCGUCUUGUGGUUGCCCCAGUCAUACUUGAGAAAUAAUAUAUGUAACAUAUGGUAUGCCGCAAGAACAGAAACGUGCAGCAUAAAGCAUAAACAAAGUGCAUUAUUCACAGACAUUUGAAGUGCUCUGUGAAGACCAUAGCUAAGAACACGACCCUUUAUUCUUCUUCUCUUGUGCUCUUAUUGAUUUGAAAAGGGAUCUGGACUGUUAUGUAUUCCAUAAGUUCAGUCACUAAUGCUGUUGUAUUCAUACAGCUGGGGUAAGUAACCCAUUUGCUUUUCUGAUGUCCUGGAGAUGAUGCUUAGGUGUUCCUUUUGAGUGAAAUGAUUAUUCUCUGACAUAGAAGUUGUAAUAUAUGUCAGCAGUGUAUUAUCUCACUGAAUUACCUCAGCUUUACAUUCUUUCUUUAAGGACUCACUGGCAGUGCUAGACGGGGUCUCCUACAGAUAAUGUUGCCAUUGGUCAGUGGUGUGACAAAUAGGAGAAGCAGAGGUCACCAAAUCUGAGAAGGAGGGUCUAGCCUUUGGAUGUGCAACAGCAGUAUAGAGAGAACAUUGAGAGACCACUAAGAAGGUAGCCCACGAAUUAAGUAUUCCCAGACAAAUUAAAUUGAUUGACACUGUCUCCUCCUAUUUUUAGAGCUAGUUACAGUCCCAAAAUGUAAUGAAGAAUUUGUCACUAAAUGUGUUGAUACCUUUGUACCUUCAGUAGAUUAUUUUGCACAUAUAAUUGGCUGCAGCCCUUUCUUAGGCAUUAGAGUGAUACUCUCUAUGAAAGGACUGGUCUUGUUUUCAAAAUUGAACAGAAGCAUUACAUUUACUCAAAAGUUUACCAUUCUUCUUAACAAAUAAUUUGUUACUUCUUGUAGCUGUGAAAGAUUCCAAAUGUGAAAUAAUAUGCCAGCUCCAUCAUAUAACAUGAAUGGCAGGCUAUUAAACUACCUCUUCAAGACCAAAUAAGCACCAAAAAGAGACAUUAUGAGGCAUGCACAUGUAGUAUCUGCUACUGAAUCAUGUAUUCUACUUAAUGUGUACAUUCAUAUAUAACACAGUAAAAGCCUAAGGGAGUUUCUUUUACAGCUGUACACAUGCACAAAAUCUGCCCAUUAAUAAACUUGCUUUAUUUACUAUAAAAUAAACAUUAUACAUUUAGCACAAUAGGUCCCAUGUGCACUAUAUCAGAAUCUGAACUUUCAGAUCUGUUUUUACAUAUUCAGUACAGACCGUAUUUGUGUAAUGUCUGCUGUGUGUGAUACAGGUAUUCACCUGACUGUGCCCUAGAAGGCCCAACCUUACCAUUGAGACAAAAAGUGAAAGAUCCAGCCAGUGAGAGAUGGGAUUUAAUUAUUCAUGCUUGCUCACCCCUCCCAAGGGGAGGGAAUUGGCAUCAUCCUGUCACAGACAUACCGGUUUGGCUAAAACUCAUAAGGUGCAGGUCUUAUACUAGAGAUAUCUGGAGUGAGUAAGGAAGCCAAAGAGUACACGACUCCAGGUGUCUACAGUGUACGGUGAAGCAUACACUUUCACAAGUCUAUAUUAGGGGGCAUUGAAUUGCUCUGUCCUUCUUUCAUGGAGUUAUGUUAGGACAAUAUAAAACAAUCUUCCAGCUCCACAAGACUGACUGCCAUGAUCUAUUCUUUUGGUGUCCUUGGACACUAGGACUCAUAGAAACAAGAGUUAAUGGAAGCCAAAGGGUCAUCACAGCGGUUGGAGCCAAGGUAUUUAAAAUAAACAUCUUGAUGUUUAGAGCAGUUUUCUUCCUGGUAAUAAUCUGUCUAAAGUAGAACCAUUCAAAUCUUCAGAGGAUGUUAGCAUACCGCAUUAUGGUUACACUAUGAUUUAUUAACCAAUCAGAAUGACCAUUCUGACUUGCUGUAAGUUGUGUCAACAAUAAUCAUUUAACAAACAUUUCUAUUUGCCAGUGCCAGGUAAUACCAAAAAUGUGUGAAGACCACGGCAAAUAUUAUACCUAGGUCCAAAGGUAAGUACUAGGCAAUCAAUCUGCAGACUAUUUCAAAUCUAGCCAAAAAAACUAUUCAGAAUUUCCCUCUAGCCUCAAGGAGGGCAAGACAAGAUAGACUGGGACAGAAAUUGAGGCUGCCCAUCCAGUUUUCUAGGUUUACCAUAAAGGUGGCAAGGGUGCUUCUCUGCUUGGCAUGUAGUGGAAGUUUGUUCCAGGAGUGAGGAAUAUUUUGGGAUUUGAACCUAUCGUACCAAUGUGUCUUAUUUAUCUGCUGCAGAAGGACUAGUUCCUUUAACCAAGUAUUUGAAGUACCAUUAGUUCCAGGAAGGAAUAUAACAAUAAAUAUGGUUGGAUCUUUCAUGGCAUGAAAGGCUAGCUAUAGCUCUCCAUGGAGGAGUUUAUAAGAGACUGAGUACAGAGAAAAAGCAGCCAGUCUCUACUGAUUACUAAGAGGCCACAGAUCUUUUUUAUGAAUCUCUGAGGUCUCAGGUUGUGUGAUGUGUUUAGAUAAAUACAUACCAAGAGGUACAUUAUACUCAUUAAUCUAUCUGAUAAGAUAUGAGUAAAGAGGAAUUAAGACUUCUCUGGAUCAAGUGGCGAUGCCUUUGGAAAUUAGAUGGGCUAGAUAAAAGGCUUUCCAAACUACUGUGGAGACAUAAUGGCCAAAUGGUAAGGAAUUAUCAACAAGAGUACCCGGAUCCCUUACAACAGUGUCUGACCGAAGAGGUACAUCUCCUAUAUGGUAAGCAAAUUUACCAAAAUGAGCUAUCCUACAUUUUUUUACACUUAAUUUGAGACCAUUGUCCUUGCACCAGUUUUUAACAUGGUCUAAGCCUGGUUGGAGCAAUUGUGAGUCAGUUGAAGAUCGAAUAACACCCAAUUUAUAGUC
Molecule: messenger RNA, 7060 nt
Organism: Protopterus annectens (West African lungfish)
Lineage: Eukaryota; Metazoa; Chordata; Ceratodontiformes; Protopteridae
Product: rho guanine nucleotide exchange factor 19-like
Exons: 16
Coding region: 209-3025 (938 amino acids)
Biological process (GO): regulation of actin cytoskeleton organization; activation of GTPase activity
Molecular function (GO): guanyl-nucleotide exchange factor activity; protein binding
Source: RefSeq, a predicted model, not a curated record